UUCUUGCAGGCUGCGUGGCUGGGGCGUCAUCUCGCGCUCCCAACUGCCCUGUAACCACCAACUGCCAUUAUUCCGGCGGGGACCCAGGACUUCCAGCCAUGUGGCGAGUCUUGUUGCUGCUCAGCGGGCUCGGCGGGCUGCGGAUGGAAGGUAAUUUUGGUAAUCUACCUGUGCAAAUUACAGUUCCAGAAAAAAUACGGUCAAUAAAAAAGGAAGGAAUCGAAUCACAGAUAUUCUACAAAAUUGUAAUUGAAGGGAAACCAUAUACUGUGAAUUUAAUGCAAAAAAAUUUUUUACCCAAUAAUUUUAGAGUUUACGGUUAUAGUCACACAGGAAUUAUGAAACCGCUUGACCAAGAUUUGCAGAACUUCUGCCACUACCAAGGGUAUAUCGAAGGUUAUCCAAAAUCUGUGGUGAUGGUUAGCACAUGUACCGGACUCAGGGGCUUACUACAGUUUGAAAAUGUUAGUUAUGGCAUUGAACCCCUGGAGUCUUCAGUUGGUUUUGAACAUGUAAUUUACCAAGUAAAACAAAAGAAAGCAGAUGUUUCCUUAUAUACUGAGAAAGAUAUUGAAUCAAGAGAUCUACCCUAUAAAAUACAAAGCAUAGAGCCACAACCAGAUUUUGCAAAGUAUAUAGAAAUGCAUGUUGUAGUUGAAAAACAAUUGUAUAAUCAUAUGGGGUCUGAUACAACUAUUGUCACUCAAAAAAUUUUCCAGUUGAUUGGAUUGACGAAUGCUAUUUUUGUUUCAUUUAAUCUUACAAUUAUUCUGUCUUCACUGGAGCUUUGGAUAGAUGAAAAUAAAAUUGCAACCACUGGAGAUGCUAAUGACUUAUUACGCACAUUUUUAAAAUGGAAAAGAUCUUAUCUUGUUUUACGUCCCCAUGAUGUGGCAUUUUUACUUGUUUACAGAGAAAAGUCAAAUUAUGUUGGUGCAACACUUCAAGGGAAGAUGUGUGAUGCUAACUACGCAGGAGGUGUUCUUCUGCAUCCCAGAACCAUAAGUCUAGAAUCACUUGCAGUUAUUUUAGCACAGUUACUGAGCCUCAGUAUGGGGAUCACUUAUGAUGACAUUCACAAAUGCCACUGCUCAGGAGCUGUCUGUGUUAUGAAUCCAGAAGCAAUUCAUUUCAGUGGUGUGAAGAUCUUUAGUAACUGCAGCAUCGAAGACUUUGCACAUUUUAUUUCAAAGCAGAAGUCCCAGUGUCUUCACAACCAGCCUCGCUUAGAUCUUUUUUUCAAACAGCAACCUGUGUGUGGUAACGCAAUUCUGGAAGCAGGAGAGGAGUGUGACUGUGGGACCGAAGAGAAUUGUACCUUUUUCGGAGCAACAUGCUGUGAUAGUGCCACAUGUAGAUUUAAAGCCGGUUUCAAAUGUGCUGAAGGACCAUGCUGUGAAAAUUGUCUAUUUUCGUCAAAACAAAGAGAAUGUAGGUCUGCCUUUGACGAAUGUGACCUCCCUGAAUAUUGCAAUGGAUCAUCUGCGUCAUGUCCAGAAAACCACUAUAUUCAGACUGGGCAUCCCUGUGGAAUGAAUCAAUGGCUCUGUAUAGAUGGAGUGUGUAUGACUGGGGAUAAACAAUGUAAGGACAUGUUUGGCCAAGAAGCAGAGUUCGGUCCUGCAGAGUGUUAUUCUCACCUUAAUUCAAAGACUGAUAUAUCUGGAAACUGUGGUAAAGUUGAUUCGGGAUACACGCCGUGUGGAGCUGAAAAUCUGCAGUGUGGAAAAUUAAUAUGUAAAUAUGUAGGGGCAUUUUUAUUAAAAAUUCCAAGAGCCACUACUAUUUAUGCCAACAUAAGUGGACAUCUCUGCGUUGCUGUGGAAUUUCCCAGUGAUCAUGCAGACAGCCAAAAGACGUGGAUAAAAGAUGGAACUUCUUGUGGUUCAAAUAAGGCUUGCAGGAAUCAAAGAUGUGUGAGUUCUUCAUACUUGGGUUAUGAUUGUACUCAACAAAAAUGCAACAGUAAAGGUGUAUGCAAUAACAAAAAGCACUGUCACUGUAGUCCUUCAUAUUUACCUCCAAAUUGCGCAGUUCAAUCAGAUUCAUGGCCUGGUGGCAGUAUUGACAGUGGCAAUUUUCCACCCACAGCAAACAACCUCCCUCAAAGGCGCUUCAUUGAGAACAUUUACCAUUCCAAACCAAUGAGAUGGCCAUUAUUCUUAUUCAUUCCUUUCUUUAUAAUUUUCUGUGUACUGAUUGCUAUAAUGGUGAAAGUUUAUUUCCAAAGGAAAAAAUGGAGAACUGAGGACUAUUCAAGUGAUGAGCAACUUGAAAGUGAGAGUGAACCUAAAGGGUAGUCUGGACAACAGAGAUGCCAUGAUACCACUUCUUCAAGAGUAAUUAUCUGCAAUGGAUAAACACACAUAAAAAAAAAGAUGGAAGAAAAGAGAAUGUACAUUACCUGAUUUCCUGGGACUCAAACCUGCAUAUUGUGAUUUUAAUUUGACCAAAAAAUAUGGUGUACAUAUAUAUGUAUAAUUUUACAGAUAAUUUACUAAUCAGAAAUGCAUGAUAAUGAGUUUUACAUUACAAUUUUUUUUUAAGUUCUCUCACUAUUUCUGUGGGUCAGUAGACACUAAUUCUGUCAGUAGGGGCAUGGUAUAAGGAAAUAUUGUAAUGUAAUGAGGUGGUACGAUAAUUAAAAGCCGCUGUUAUAUUU
Molecule: messenger RNA, 2662 nt
Organism: Saimiri boliviensis boliviensis (Bolivian squirrel monkey)
Lineage: Eukaryota; Metazoa; Chordata; Mammalia; Primates; Cebidae
Gene: ADAM2
Product: ADAM metallopeptidase domain 2
Biological process (GO): male gonad development; binding of sperm to zona pellucida; proteolysis
Cellular component (GO): plasma membrane
Molecular function (GO): metalloendopeptidase activity
Source: RefSeq, a predicted model, not a curated record